AGUAUAAUUGUUGCGUUUCGACGGCACAACGAAGMUACUUAGGAAUCCCAGAGAGGAAACAAAAUCGUCUGCCCCAUCGCGCACCGCAAACGAUAUCGAGGUGAGUGUGUGUUGUUUGAGUGUCGAACGGAGGCUGGUUGCGUUUGCGUUUGCGUUUGCGGUUGCGGUUGCGGUUGCGGUUGCGGUUGUUGCGAGUCCAUGCUUUUGGGCUUCCCGGAACGCCGAGGCACGGUGCGAUCUCCAGCAAGGAACAAUGCGUAUUUUACGGCAACACCACCAACGGACACAAUUCGUUGUUUUCCCCUCUCGUUCUUUUUCGACCGUUUCGUUCCUCACCGACCCCUUCGCACAACAUCCAACAUGCUCCACAUACCGCCAGCAAGACUGAGGGGCAAAAGAGAACCCCACAGAGAACUCUGCAGAGCACCCCACGGAGAACCCCACGGACUGCCACCGCCGACCAUGUCCAAGAAACCCAUCCGCAUCUCGAAGCGGGGCUGGUCUCCGCACCAGGCCCACCUGACCCGGAGGAAAAAACUCGACGGAGACCUCGGCCGGCUCACCACGAGCUGCGGCCUGCUGGCGCUCUCGGACGACGACGACGASGAGGAGGACUUUCUGAAGCAGUCCCUCGARGCCAUCGGCAGGGGCGAGGGCAAGGGCACCACCGGGAGCGGCAGGGCCGGGAGCAAGAGCCCCAAGAGGGGCAAGCGGCCGACGGUCUCUGCCCGUCUGCCGCCGACCGACGAGCCUGCUACCGGCGAAACAGAACCGGCCGCCCCGAAAAAAAACAACACGAAGCACUGCUACUCGUCCACGAAACCAAACACGAGCGGGAAGACCCCUCCUGCGCCUCCGAGAAACCGYUCCAAGUCCCCCAAGCCGCCCCUCGCCGGAUCGAGAUCCGUCCCAAAGGCUAGGACCCCGACGCGAUCGAGGGUCAGCGWUGCCAGCCGAACGAACGCAAACAAACAAAACAUUCCCAUGGACAUCCAAAAGAAGUUGUAYAGAAUCACCGAUCCGGACAUUACCAUCAAGGAAAAGGUCCUCCUCGAACUGGAAUUUAUGAACGGAACCCCCRAGGAAAAGGAAACAUACCUCCGGUACAAAAAGCAAUUCGAUCGCAAGCAGUUCGUAGACUGCCGGGCAAAGGAAGAAGAAGAAAGAACCGAAAAAAUCGAGGCCGAUGCCCUGCGCGAGCAGUUCAUAGAGGAAGAAUUCCAGAAAGAGGUGGACAUCAAACGCCGCGGGGAGCAGAGGCGCCUGGAGAAAAAGAAAGCCAAAGAGGAGAAAAUGCUCGACAGCAUCCGYCGCUACAAGGCCGAAAGCGUGAUCAAAACCAUGGAGGGAAUCAAGGACGCGGCGCUGGAGGCGUCCAACGUGACGGUGCCGCGGAACCAGAUGAUWACCAAAGAGAGAGAAGACGCCGAGCGCAAGCUCAUCGACGACUUUCGCAAAAACGAGGGCAAGGACCUACACCAUGCGGAGCKGGCCCUAAGGGAAGCCGCCAUGCUGCAAAAGGAUCCGGMCGAGGUGCGGGCGUUGCGAGAAGAGAGAUCGAAACACAGGAAGGAGCUCAAGCUGCAUACGGCGAGKUAGCWGUGAGAAAUACCUCGAGGAGCACACCAAAAGGAUUCGUUUUUUUGGCACGUCGGCACAAAGGAAUGCGCAUCUACGAGAGACGGGAGAUGUGGGUUGGGCUACGGUAUGGUAUGGUUUGGUAUGGUUUGGUAUGGUAUGGUAUGGUAUGGUAUGGUUUGGUAUGGUAUGGUAUGGUAUGGUAUUGUGCGGCCGAGACAAUAAAGGUGGAGAAGGCGUCCGGAAUCUUUUGUUUGAUGGGCAAGGAAUGCCAUGGCGUCUGCCGAGUGAUUUCGUUGGAACGGCAGUUUGGUCAUGCCUUCCGGAGGGAAUUGCCAACGCGGAGGCCUGGUGCAGGUCGAAGAGACAUCUCAACGAUUGCGCCAUGGAAUGUGUCGGUCGAUUGUCUGAAAUGAAAGGUCUGGAACGAAGGAGCUCUAGAGCGCAGUACAUCGAUAUGUGGAUCCAUUCUUUUCUACUUCCACAAUGGCUACUAAGAAACUAGUCAUAAUSUUAUAUAUAUUUAGGUACUUGUGAACACACAUCACGAAAGUUGGUUUCCCGUAAUAUAUGGUUACAUUGCUC
Molecule: messenger RNA, 2163 nt
Organism: Pseudo-nitzschia multistriata
Lineage: Eukaryota; Bacillariophyta; Bacillariophyceae; Bacillariales; Bacillariaceae
Source: the annotation of a GenBank genome assembly